This is a messenger RNA of Parasteatoda tepidariorum (common house spider), 488 nucleotides long. RefSeq names its product U20-hexatoxin-Hi1a. The record is from RefSeq and is a predicted model, not a curated record. NCBI's taxonomy places the organism in Eukaryota, Metazoa, Arthropoda, Arachnida, Araneae, Theridiidae.
CUGCUGUUUUUGUUCUUAUAUUUGGAUCAAUGAAUAAUAAGGAUAUGAAUUAAUGUUUGUUUUGAGAGCGGACAGAAUGGUAUAAAAUGGGAAGUCGAGAAGAUGUUCUUCACCACUUUGAUUAGAGUUGCCUGAACCAUAGAGAUCGACUUCCAGAGACAGAAGAGAAAAUGAAGGUUUACAUUGUUCUACUUGUCCUCAGCGUCAUUGCUGUUGCUUUAGCUGAUCAUCCAGCAUGCAAUAAACAGCGAAAAGAGGCACAGCAGUCAAAGGAUCCCAAUGCCUAUGUUCCUAAUUGCUAUCCCAAUGGUGAUUAUAAAGCAGAGCAGUGCAGGAAAAGCGAGGGCGGAACAUUGUUCUGUUUCUGUGUGAACAAAGCAGGAGAACCUCAAGGUCCACCCAAGCAAGGACACCGAAGCGACUGCCAUUAGAUGUCUUGCUUAACUAGAAAGAAAUCAUCGAAAUAAACAUUGAUUUUUUAAAACAAA